Messenger RNA from Budorcas taxicolor (takin), 2925 nucleotides. It is a transcript of the gene ZNF280D, whose product is annotated as zinc finger protein 280D. NCBI's taxonomy places the organism in Eukaryota, Metazoa, Chordata, Mammalia, Artiodactyla, Bovidae. The transcript has 20 exons. Bases 1 to 2925 code for a protein of 974 amino acids. The record is from RefSeq and is a predicted model, not a curated record. Gene Ontology annotation, biological process: regulation of DNA-templated transcription. Gene Ontology annotation, molecular function: RNA polymerase II cis-regulatory region sequence-specific DNA binding; DNA-binding transcription factor activity, RNA polymerase II-specific.
AUGGAGUCACAUGAUAAUUCAAAAAUGGCAGAGCUCUUCAUGGAAUGUGAAGAAGAAGAGUUGGAACCAUGGCAGAAGAAAGUAAAAGAGGUUGAUGAUGAUGAUGAUGAUGAGCCGAUCUUUGUUGGCGAGAUAUCAAGUUCAAAACCAGCAAUUUCAAAUAUUUUGAAUAGAGUAAACCCCAGCUCAUAUUCGAGGGGAAUAAAGAAUGGUGCACUCUGCCGAGGUAUUACUCCUGCAUUCAAGCCUACAAGUCAACAUUACACGAACCCAGCAUCAAAUCCAGUGGCUGCCUCGCCAGUAAAUUUUCAUCCUGAAUCUAGAUCUUCAGAUAGUUCUGUUAUUGUUCAGCCUUUGUCUAAACCUGGUUAUGUAACAAACUCAUCACGAGUUGUUUCUAAUAAUUCUUCAGAGUUACUGUUUGACUUGACCCAAGAUUCAGGAUUACCGCAUUACCAAGGAGGACCAGCACUUUCUAUAACAGGUAUGAAUGAAAGUUCAUUUUUAUCAAAACGUCCUUCUACUUCUGAAGUAAACAGUGUUAACCCAAAAAAGUCUAAACCCAGUGAAGGUGUUUCUGGAACAAAUUCCUCAGCUGUAUUUUCUUCAGUUAAAUCUUUUUCAGUGACAUCUCCCCAGGCUAUGCCAUCAAAAGGUACAAAUACUUCAUCAAAUCAGUCUAAAAAUGGAACACCUUUUCCAAGAGCCUGUCCAAAGUGUAAUAUUCAUUUCAAUCUUUUGGAUCCUUUGAAAAAUCACAUGAAGUACUGUUGUCCAGACAUGAUAAAUAACGUUUUGGGGCUGGCUAAAACAGAAAUUUCAAGUACAGCAAAUAAAAAUAAAACUGUUGAUUCAGAAAAAGGAAAACUGAUUAUGUUAGUUAAUGACUUUUAUUAUGGGAAACAUGAAGGAGAUGUUCAGGAAGAACAGAAGACUUACACAACCUUUAAAUGUUUCAGUUGCUUGAAAAUUCUUAAAAAUAAUAUUAGGUUUAUGAACCACAUGAAACAUCAUUUGGAACUUGAGAAGCAGAGCAGUGAAAGCUGGGAAAACCACACCACCUGCCAGCACUGCUACCGUCAGUUUCCCACACCAUUUCAGCUGCAGUGUCACAUUGAAAGUACACACACCCCCCAUGAAUUUUCUACCAUUUGCAAAAUAUGUGAAUUGUCAUUUGAAACAGAGCAUAUCCUUUUACAACAUAUGAAGGACAAUCAUAAACCUGGUGAAAUGCCAUAUAUUUGCCAGGUUUGCAAUUAUAGAUCAUCAUCAUUUUCUGAUGUAGAAACUCAUUUUAGAACAUCUCAUGAAAACACCAAGAACUUGCUAUGUCCAUUUUGUCUCAAAGUUAUUAAAAUUGCGACACCCUAUAUGCAUCAUUAUAUGAAGCAUCAGAAAAAGGGAAUACAUCGUUGUACAAAAUGCAGACUGCAAUUUUUAACAUGCAAAGAGAAAAUGGAUCACAAGACUCAGCAUCAUCGGACAUUUAUAAAACCUAAACAACUAGAAGGAUUGCCUCCUGGAACAAAAGUUACUAUUCGAGCUUCAGUUGGACCUCUUCAAUCAGGAUCUUCAACCACACCUUCCAUUAGUGCAAGCACUUCUACCCUUCAGCUCUCACCUCCAAGGACUAAAAAUAUAACUGCUAAAAGUCCCACAAAAUCCAACACAACUAAACCUAAUAUAACUAAAUCCAUUGCAAGUAAACCUAAUGCAAGUAAGCCUAAUGGAAAUAAACCUAAAUACAAAUCAAAAAUAUCUAAUCUGCAAAAGAAACAAAGCACAUUGGCUAGUAGCAAUAAAAAAAGUAAAGUCAAUACAGCAUUGAGGAAUUUAAGGUAUCGUCGGGGAGUUCACAAGUGCAUUGAGUGUUAUUCUGAAAUAAAAGAUUUUGCAAACCACUUUCCUACAUAUGUCCACUGUAGUUUUUGCAGAUACAACACUAGCUGUAGCAAAUCCUAUGUGAAUCAUAUGAUGAGCUUUCAUAGUAAUCGUCCAAGUAAAAGGUUUUGUAUUUUUAAGAAGUAUUCAGAAGAUCUCAGGGGCAUUACUCUAGUGUGCCUUAAUUGUGAUUUCCUAACUGAUGUUUCUGGCUUAGAUAAUAUGGCUACACACUUAAGUCAACAUGAAACUCAUACUUGUCAAGUUGUAAUAGAGAAAGUUUCUGUUUGUAUCCCAACUUCUGAACAUCUUUCUGAAUUAAAAAAUGAAGCUCCCACAAAGGAUCAAGUAUCUGUGUCUGAGGAAAUUACAAGAUCUAAUUUGGCUGAAGGAGAAACAGAAACAUCAAAUUCUGAAAGUAAACAAGAUGAAGCUUCUUCAGAGGAAAUAAAAACUGGAUGUGAUGUGCAUUUAUUUGAAGGCUCAUCAACAACAAAAAGUGAAGAAGACGUAUCCGUUUCAGAUAAAAAAAAUGAUAACUGUCUUGAAGAUCAGGAAACUGGCUCAAAGAAUAUCUUCGGUUAUGAUUCAGCUAUUGAUGCAGAUAAAGUGGAAAAGGAAAAACAAGUAGAGAACAUAUGUCAGGAAACAGAGUUGAAGAUGUGCCAAAGUUCAGAAAACCUCAUUGCAUGUGAUCAGAUUGAGGAUCGCAAUGCUGGUGGAGCUAGAUUUUCUUCCAAGAAUAUCAAAGAUUUGAGGUUAACAUCUGGUGAUGUUAGUAUUGAUCAGUUUUUGAGAAAAAGAGAUGAACAUGAAUCUGUUAGUUCUGAUGUUAGUGAGCAAGGCAGUAUUCAUUUGGAACCUUUGACUCCAUCAGAAGUGCUUGAGUUUGAAGCCACAGAGAUUCUUCAGAAGGGUAGUGGUGAUCCUUCAGCCAAGACUGAUGCUGUAGUGUCUGAUCAAACAGAUAACAUUCUUGGAGAAAAUAGCCUUAGCACAACAGAGACAACAGGAGACCUGGUAGAUGAAAAAGAAAGAAGUUGA